CCUUUCAUGUCCCCUCGAUACCCUGGAGGUCCAAGGCCACCUUUAAGAAUACCCAAUCAGCCACUUGGAGGUGUCCCAGGAAGUCAGCCAUUAUUGCCUAGCGGGAUGGACCCAACACGGCAGCAAGGGCAUCCAAACAUGGGUGGGCCAAUGCAGAGAAUGACUCCUCCUAGAGGAAUGGUUCCAUUAGGACCACAGAACUAUGGAGGUGCAAUGAGACCCCCACUGAAUGCUUUAGGUGGCCCGGGGAUGCCUGGAAUGAACAUAGGUCCUGGGGGUGGUAGACCUUGGCCAAACCCAACCAAUGCCAAUUCUAUACCUUAUUCUUCAGCAUCUCCUGGAAACUAUGUAGGUCCUCCAGGAGGUGGAGGGCCACCAGGAACACCGAUCAUGCCUAGUCCUGCAGAUUCAACCAACUCUGGAGACAACAUGUACACUUUAAUGAAUGCAGUACCACCUGGACCCAACAGACCUAAUUUUCCAAUGGGGCCAGGGUCAGAUGGACCUAUGAGUGGACUGGGUGGAAUGGAUUCACAUCAUAUGAAUGGAUCAUUAGGCUCAGGAGACAUGGACAGUAUUUCCAAAAAUUCUCCCAGUAAUAUAAGCAUGAGCAAUCAGCCUGGCACUCCCAGAGAUGAUGGUGAGAUGGGUGGAAACUUCCUAAACCCUUUUCAGAGUGAAAGCUACUCCCCUAGCAUGACAAUGAGUGUGUGAUUUGUUAACAAGUCUCGCCGUGAAGACCACAGUGAGUUGGCCCUCUUCAGAGAGCUACUGCAGAAGAAAAUAAUUCAUCCCAGUGUACAGUUUAACAAAAGGAUCUCAGACACAAUCAGACCCACCUUUUUUUUCCUACCAUCUCCCCUGUUUUGUCAAGAAAGUGGGUCCCAAACAUGACUGAGGCGACUGUAAAGAGUGGCAUAACAGAAUUGCCCGAGAUGGAGCUGCAAACAAUUAUCUGUGUAUGUACAUGUGUGGGUUAAUGUAUAUGUAUGUGUGUGUCACAUAGAAAUGCACACAUACAUAUAUAGACCCACAGGACAUUGUAAAAUAUUAUCAUGUGACAUCUUAAGUAGAAAUGAGAAGUAGAAACUUUUCCAUCUUUUUUUUUUCACGUUUACAUUUUAAUUAUUAAAAUUUGCUUUCCCUCUCCCCUCCUGAACUGUUUUAUGUUGCAUAUAUCACUGCUUUAUAAGUUAUUUUUAAGGUGAAUACAAAUGAGAAAUUCUUCUGAUUUUGUAAAUGUCUGCCAUUAUGGAUAGGAAUAAAAAUGCUUAUAAGAGCUUUCAUUAACUUGUGUUUGAUACCAGUUACCCUGUGAAUCACAAAUUGUAUUGUCUCAAGAAAUAGAAGAAAGCUCAUCUUAAUUUUUUGGAGAAAUUUAAUAGUUUCACCUUGUUUGGGGAUCUUUUUAAUACUUUGCCUUUAAAAAAAG
Mesitornis unicolor (brown roatelo) is the source of this 1432-nucleotide messenger RNA. It is a transcript of the gene SSBP2, whose product is annotated as single-stranded DNA binding protein 2. Gene Ontology annotation, biological process: positive regulation of transcription by RNA polymerase II. The annotation marks the transcript as partial. The transcript has 12 exons. The record is from RefSeq and is a predicted model, not a curated record. Lineage: Eukaryota; Metazoa; Chordata; Aves; Mesitornithiformes; Mesitornithidae. Gene Ontology annotation, cellular component: nucleus.